Messenger RNA from Kogia breviceps (pygmy sperm whale), 9655 nucleotides. The record is from RefSeq and is a predicted model, not a curated record. Lineage: Eukaryota; Metazoa; Chordata; Mammalia; Artiodactyla; Physeteridae.
CCCUUACCAUAUCAGAAAAGAAGUAAAAUGCACAAUGAGCCUUUAUUUCGGAGGAGAAGACUUCAAAAUACGUGUCAGUAAUGGACAAUUUGAGCUUUUCACUGGAGAUACACCGCAAGCUGGAAAGGGAUUAAAAAGCCCCACGUGGUUUAUCUGGGUUUAGACUUGCAACCUCUAGUUCCCAAUGUGUGUUCUUUGCAAAGAUUGGCCUCUAGAUGGAUGCGUGCAAGGGACUCUCUGGGGCCGGGGCUCGGCGCCUCGGGCAGGGCUGAUGGUGGGAGCGCUAUGAGCGACCGGACAGGGUCCUCACUGGGGGCUUCCUCUGCCGGCCGGGGCGGCCGGGCGCCUCCGGGACGCGAGCGCGCACGCCUCAGCCCGGCCGCCGCGCUCCUCGCACCGCCUUCUCCGCAGGUCUUUAUUCAUCUCAUCUGCCUCUUCCCCUUCUCCUCCUCCUUUGCCUCCUUCUCCUCCUCUUCCUCCUCCUCCUCCACCACCACCUCGUCCUCCGCCACCGCCUCCUCUUGCGUCUCACUGGCCUGGCUCUGUGUUGCUCUGAGUGACAAAGACAAUGUCCCAGCCUUAACUUUGCAACCACCUUGCCUCCUUCUGGGGAUCAGCGGGGGGGGGGGGGGGGGCGGCGGGCGGGGGGGAGGGGGGACAGCAGCCGCAGCCUCAGCAUCUCCUCCACCUUCUCCUGUUCUUCUCAGCUCUUGGAUAAUUCUUCCUUUUCCCCCCCUCCAGCCCUUUCCUCAUUUCUUUCUUUCUUUCUUUCUUUUUUCUUUCUCUCUCCUGCGCGUUGUUGUUGUUAUUAGAAAGGCUUCGCGCACCCCCUGGUGCUCCGGCGUUUUGUGUGGCAGGAGAAGAUUGUCUGCCUUCUCUCUUUCUGUCUUGCUUUCUCUCUCCCUCUGGUUGCUCAUUAUUCAGAGAGAGACACAGAGGGAGGGAGAGGGAGAGAGAGAGAGAGCGCGCGAGGGAAAGGGAGAGGAGAGAGAAGAGGAGAGAGAGAGAGGGAGAGAGUGAGAGGGAGGGAGGGAGGGAGAGAGAGGGAGAGGGAGAGAGAGACGGAUAUCUCAGGUCAUCUGCAGCUGCAGCGAGUCUGAAGAGCCGAGGAAGGCAGGGAAGAUGGCGAUCCUCCAUUGCUGAGACCCGGCAGAAGCACAUGAGACUCCCAAACAACUUCCACAACAAUAACCCGAGCAGGAAGAGGAGAAAGAGAAAAAGGAUAAGGAGGCGGUGGGGCUGGAGAACCCGAAACACCUCCCGGCGCCGGGACGCUUCUUCAGCUCCUAAUGUGAGAGAGUAGACCCAGAUGAUGGAGGUGCUUCAGUGCGAUGGCUGUGACUUCAGAGCCCCGUCUUACGAAGAUCUCAAGGCGCAUAUCCAGGAUGUCCACACGGCAUUUCUGCAGCCGACGGACGUUGCCGAAGACGAUGUGAAUGAGCCACGAUCUGGGUCCAUGAAUGCCAGUAACCAGACAGAGGUGGAGUUUUCGUCUAUAAAGGAUGAAUUUGUGAUUGCAGAGGACUUAUCAGGUCAAAAUGCAACUGCAUUGGGGACCGGAAGUUACUAUGGCCAUAGUCCAGGAUAUUACGGUCAGCAUAUUGCCUCUAAUCCCAAACCAACAAACAAGUUUUUUCAGUGCAAGUUCUGCGUACGCUACUUCAGGUCAAAAAACCUCCUCAUUGAACACACUAGGAAGGUCCACGGAGCUCAAGCUGAAGGGAGUUCGGCGGGACCCCCUGUUCCAGGAUCCUUAAAUUAUAAUAUCAUGAUGCACGAGGGAUUCGGAAAGGUCUUCUCUUGCCAGUUUUGCACAUACAAGUCACCAAGGAGGGCAAGGAUAAUUAAGCAUCAGAAGAUGUAUCACAAAAACAAUUUGAAGGAGACCACUGCUCCUCCCCCUGACCCUGCUCCGAUGCCAGACCCAGUGGUCCCACCCGUGUCCCUGCAGGACCCCUGCAAGGAGCUGCCAGCGGAGGUCGUGGAGCGCAGCAUCCUAGAAUCUAUGGUCAAGCCUCUGACCAAGUCUCGAGGCAACUUUUGCUGUGAGUGGUGCAGCUAUCAGACCCCCCGCCGGGAACGCUGGUGUGACCACAUGAUGAAGAAACACCGCAGCAUGGUCAAGAUCCUGUCCAGUCUCAGGCAGCAGCAAGAAGGGACUAAUCUGCCUGAUGUGCCGAACAAGAGCGCCCCCAGCCCCACUUCUAACUCCACCUACCUGUCUAUGAAUGCUGCCAGCCGGGAGCUACCCAACACUAACGUCUCCACCUUCAGGGGCUCCAUCGGCAACUCCAUCAUGAGACCCAAUUCUUCUUCCGCUUCCAAGUUUUCGCCCAUGUCUUACCCUCAGAUGAAGCCGAAGUCACCUCACAAUUCUGGCCUCGUCAACUUGGCGGAGAGAUCCCGUUACGGAAUGACCGACAUGACCAAUUCUUCUGCCGACCUGGAAACUAACAGCAUGCUGAAUGACUCUAGUUCCGAGGAAGAGUUAAAUGAAAUCGACAGUGAGAAUGGCUUAACUGCUCUGGAUCACCAGACAGCAGGCAUGUCCGCGGAGCAGCUGAUGGGCUCCGAGGGCAACAAAUUAUUGGAGACCAAGGGGAUCCCAUUCAGAAGAUUCAUGAAUAGGUUCCAGUGCCCCUUUUGUCCCUUCCUCACCAUGCAUCGACGUAGCAUCUCCCGUCACAUAGAAAACAUCCACUUAUCCGGAAAGACAGCCGUCUACAAAUGUGAUGAAUGUCCAUUUACUUGCAAGAGCUCGUUAAAACUUGGGGCUCACAAACAGUGUCACACGGGUACGACGUCAGACUGGGAUGCUGUGAAUUCCCAGAGUGAAAGCAUGGCUUCCCCGCUGCACGAAGGUGUCGUGUCUUACGAGAGCUCAAGCAUCAAUGGCAGAAAGUCGGGGGUCGUGCUGGAGCCCCUGCAGCAGCAACAGCCGCCCCCGCCGCCGCCGCCCCCGCCCCCGCCUCCGUCACAGCCUCAGCCGCCGCAGCUACAGCCGCCCCAUCAGGUGCCGCCCCCGCCCCCGCCGCCCGCGCAGGCCCCGCCCCUGCACCCCUACAAGUGCACCAUGUGUAAUUAUUCCACCACGACUCUGAAAGGGCUGAGGGUUCAUCAGCAGCACAAACACUCCUUCUGCGAUAACUUGCCAAAAUUCGAGGGGCAGCCCUCCAGCCUGCCAGCGGACAGCGAGACAGACAGCCACCCCUCUUCCAGCAACACUGUGAAGAAAAGUCAGACCUCAAUUCUUGGGUUGUCCUCCAAGAACAAUUUUGUAGCUAAGGCCUCUAGGAAACUCGCUAAUGACUUUCCUCUCGACUUAUCGCCCGUGAAGAAGAGGACCCGGAUUGACGAGAUAGCAAGCAACCUGCAGAGCAGAAUUAACCAAACCAAACAGCAGGAAGAUGCAGUGAUCAACGUGGAGGAUGACGAGGAGGAAGAGGAAGACAACGAAGUGGAGAUCGAGGUGGAGCUGGACCGGGAAGAAGAGCCGCCAGAGCCCGUCCUGGAGGUGCCCACGUCCUUCUCAGCGCAGCAGAUCUGGGCGAGAGAUGUCCCUGAGCCCCAGAAGGAGCCCAACUUCAGAACUGUCGCCCACGAUUACAAUGCCACCAACGGGGCUGAGAUAGAGCUCACCCUUUCUGAAGAUGAAGAGGAUUAUUACGGCUCCUCCACGAACAUGAAAGAUCACCAGGUUUCCAGCGCUACUCUGCUCAACACCCAGACUCCUAUCUACGGAACUGAGCACGGUAAUGAAAACGUGGACUUUAGUGACUCGGGAAGGCUUUAUUAUUGCAAACACUGUGACUUUAACAACAAAUCUGCCCGGAGCGUCAGCACCCACUACCAGCGCAUGCACCCGUACAUUAAAUUCAGCUUCAGGUACAUCUUGGACCCCAACGAUCACAGCGCAGUGUACAGGUGCCUGGAAUGCUACAUCGAUUACACCAACUUCGAAGACCUGCAGCAGCAUUACGGCGAACACCACCCAGAAGCCAUGAACGUCCUCAACUUCGACCACUCGGACCUGAUCUACCGGUGUCGGUUUUGUUCCUACACGAGCCCCAACGUCCGAAGCCUGAUGCCGCAUUACCAGAGAAUGCAUCCCACCGUUAAGAUUAACAAUGCGAUGAUAUUUUCGAGCUACGUGGUGGAGCAGCAGGAGGGGCCGAACACGGAGUCCCAGACACUGAGGGAGAUCCUGAAUUCGGCUCCCAAGAACAUGGCCGCGUCCGCUGCCGUGGCCCGUGGCGGCGGGGUGCCGUCUCCGUUCCCUAAAAACACCCCUUCCAAGACCUUUCCUCCAGAAUGUGAAAAUCAGAAGGACCCCUCGGUCAGCACCGUUGUCGUGUACGAUUGUGACGUUUGCUCCUUCGCGAGCCCCAACAUGCACUCUGUGUUGGUUCAUUAUCAGAAGAAACAUCCGGAAGAAAAGGCCUCCUACUUUAGGAUCCAGAAAACCAUGCGAAUGGUGUCUGUGGACAGGGGCUCUGCCCUUUCUCGGUUGUCAUUUGAGGUGGGUGCUCCAGUGUCUCCCAAAAUAUCCGCCAUGGGUUCCCCACCCCCCCCACCGCCCCCGCCACCAGACCUCGGUACCGAGCUUUACUACUGCAAACACUGCUCCUACAGCAAUCGGUCAGUUGUGGGAGUCCUUGUCCACUACCAGAAAAGACACCCAGAGAUAAAGGUUACCGCCAAAUAUAUCAGACAGGCUCCUCCCACAGCCGCAAUGACGCGAGGGGCCGAUGGGCCCCAAGGCUCCCCCCGGGCACCGGCCCCCAGGCAGCAGCUCAGCCGGAGCGGCUCCGAGAGAGACGGCCCUCCCGCGGAGAGUGAGAUGUUCUUCUGCCAGCACUGUGAUUACGGGAACCGCACAGUCAAAGGUGUCCUCAUCCAUUAUCAGAAGAAGCACCGAGACUUCAAGGCCAAUGCGGACGUGAUCCGGCAGCACACGGCCACCAUCCGAAGCCUCUGCGACCGUAACCAGAAGAAGCCUGCCGGUUGCGUGCUGGUCCCCCCUUCGACCGUGGAGCGGGACAGAACGAAACUCCGGGCGCUCAAGUGUCGGCAGUGCUCGUACACCUCCCCCUACUUUUAUGCACUGAGGAAGCAUAUCAAGAAAGACCACCCUGCCCUGAAGGCCACAGUCACGUCCAUCAUGCGGUGGGCAUUUCUAGAUGGCUUGAUAGAAGCUGGCUACCACUGCGAGUGGUGCAUUUAUUCCCACACAGAUCCCAACGGUUUGCUCCUCCAUUACCAGAGGAGGCACCCCGAGCAUUACGUUGAUUAUACGUACAUGGCCACCAAGCUCUGGGCUGGGCCAGACCCAUCCCCUCCCUCUCUCACGAUGCCAGCUGAAGCCAAAACGUACAGAUGCCGAGACUGUGUUUUUGAGGCCGUCUCCAUCUGGGACAUCACCAAUCACUACCAAGCGUUCCACCCCUGGGCCAUGAAUGGGGACGAGUCCGUGCUGCUGGAUAUCAUCAAGGAGAAAGAUGCUGUCGAGAAUCCCAUCCCUCCACCUGAAGAGCUCGUGGGCCCUGUGAAUUGUGAAAACAGUAUGCCUGCCCCGCUCCCCGAGCAGGAAGCUGAAUGCCCCGAGGAUGCCAGGCUUUCCCCAGAGAAGAGCCUCCAGCUAGCGUCAGCCAACCCCGCCAUCUCCUCUACCCCGUACCAGUGCACCGUGUGCCAGUCUGAGUAUAACAACCUGCACGGCCUUCUGACCCAUUAUGGGAAGAAGCACCCAGGCAUGAAAGUGAAGGCUGCUGACUUUGCCCAGGAUAUCGACAUCAACCCGGGCGCCGUCUACAAGUGCAGGCAUUGCCCCUACAUCAACACCCGCAUCCACGGUGUCCUGACCCACUACCAGAAGCGACACCCGUCCAUCAAGGUGACUGCCGAGGACUUCGUGCACGACGUGGAGCAGUCCGCCGACAUAGCCCAGAACGACGUGGAGGAGACGAGCAGGAUCUUCAAGCAAGGAUACGGCGCCUACCGCUGCAAACUGUGUCCCUACACGCACGGCACUUUGGAGAAGCUCAAAAUCCACUAUGAGAAGUAUCACAACCAGCCUGAAUUCGAUGUCUUUUCCCAGUCUCCCCCGAAGCUGCCCGUGACCCUCGAGCCCGAGAUAACCACGGAAGUGAGCCCCUCCCAAGUCUCCGCGACCGAGGACGAGGUGGGGGAGGAGCCCGUGUCCACGUCUCACUUCGCUACCUCGCACCUGGUGUCCCACACUGUGUUCCGGUGCCAGCUCUGCAAGUACUUUUGCUCCACGCGGAAGGGCAUAGCCCGGCACUACCGCAUCAAGCACAACAACGUGCGCGCCCAGCCUGAGGGCAAGAACAACCUCUUCAAGUGCGCCCUGUGUGCCUACACCAACCCCAUCCGCAAAGGGCUGGCCGCCCACUACCAGAAGCGCCACGACAUCGACGCCUACUACACCCACUGCCUGGCGGCCUCCAGGACCAUCAGCGACAAGCCCAACAAGGUGAUCAUCCCGUCGCCGCCCAAGGAUGACUCCCCGCAGCUCAGUGAGGAGCUCCGGCGCGCCGUGGAGAAGAAGAAGUGCUCUCUGUGCCCCUUCCAGUCCUUCAGCAAGAAGGGCAUCGUGUCCCACUACAUGAAGCGCCACCCGGGGGUGUUCCCCAAGAAGCAGCACGCCAGCAAGUUGGGGGGCUACUUCACCGCUGUCUACGCCGACGAGCACGAGAAGCCGGUGCUGAUGGAAGAGGAGGAGAGAGGCGGCUUCGAGAAAGCCGAGGUGGAGGGGAGCGAAGGGCAGGAAAUCGAGUGGCUCCCGUUCCGCUGCAUCAAGUGCUUCAAGCUGUCCUUCAGCACGGCGGAGCUGCUGUGCAUGCAUUACACGGACCACCACAGCCGGGACCUCAAGAGGGACUUCGUCAUCCUGGGUAGCGGCCCCCGCCCGCAGAGCUCCGCCUACCAGUGCAAGCACUGCGAUAGCAAACUGCAAAGCACGGCGGAGCUGACCUCACACUUGAACAUUCACAAUGAGGAAUUCCAGAAGCGUGCCAAACGUCAGGAGAGGAGGAAACAGCUUUUGAGCAAGCAGAAAUAUGCAGAUGGUGCUUUUGCAGAUUUCAAACAAGAGAGGCCUUUUGGUCACUUAGAAGAGGUGCCAAAGAUCAAGGAGAGGAAGGUGGUGGGCUACAAAUGUAAAUUCUGUGUGGAAGUGCAUCCGACGCUCCGGGCCAUCUGCAACCACCUGCGCAAGCACGUCCAGUACGGCAGUGUCCCGGCCGUGUCAGCCGCCGUGAAGCAGGAGGCUGAAGACCCUUCCCACUUGUUCCUGGAUGGACCGGAAGCAGCCAAAGAUGCCAGUGGCGCCCUGGUGGACCGGGUGGAUGGUGAACACUGCUUGCUUGAUGGAAUGUUGGAGGAUGAAACCCGGCCGGGGGGAUACCAUUGUAGUCAAUGUGACAGAGUCCUGAUGUCCAUGCAGGGGCUGCGUUCUCAUGAGAGGAGCCAUCUGGCCCUGGCCAUGUUUACCCGCGAGGACAAGUACAGCUGCCAGUAUUGCUCCUUUGUUUCUGCUUUCAGGCACAAUUUGGAUCGCCAUAUGCAAACCCACCACGGACACCAUAAACCAUUCCGAUGCAAACUCUGCUCCUUCAAGUCCUCCUACAACAGCCGGCUGAAGACACACAUCCUCAAAGCUCAUGCUGGUGAGCAUGCCUACAAGUGUUGUUGGUGUUCCUUUUCCACCAUGACAAUCAGCCAGCUGAAGGAACACUCCCUCAAGGUCCACGGAAAAGCCCUGACCCUCCCCCGGCCGAGGAUUACCAGUCUCCUCUCCUCGCACGCCCACCACUCCUCCUCCCAAAAAGCCACCCCGGCCGAAGAAGUGGAAGAUUCCAAUGAAGAGCGCGUUGUCCCCAUUGAAGUAUGCCGAUCCAAACUGUCAAAAUACUUGCAGGGAGUAGUUUUCCGCUGUGAUAAGUGUACCUUCACCUGCUCCAGUGACGAGAGCCUCCAGCAACACAUAGAAAAGCACAAUGAACUGAAACCUUACAAAUGCCAGCUCUGCUACUAUGAGACCAAGCACACGGAGGAACUGGACAGCCACCUUCGGGACGAGCAUAAGGUAAGCCGUAACUUUGAGCUGGUUGGACGAGUUAACUUGGAUCAGCUGGAACAGAUGAAGGGGAAGAUAGAGAGCUCCAGCAGUGAUGAGGAGGACAAGGAAGAAGAAAUGAACAGCAAGGCUGAUGACAGAGAUCUGAUGAGAUUUUCUGACCGCGGGGCUGCUAUCAACACUGAGAAGCGUUUUCCAUGUGAAUUUUGCGGACGGGCGUUUUCCCAGGGCUCUGAGUGGGAAAGGCACGUGCUGAGACACGGCAUGGCGUUGAAUGACACCAAGCAGGUGAGCCGAGAAGAAAUCCACCUGAAAGAUAGCAUGGAGGACAGUAUUAAGGUGCCCUCUAUAGAGGAAAAGGAAGAUGACGAAGCAAUCGGGAUAGACUUUUCACUAAAGAAUGAACCAGUAGCCAUCUGUGUAGUAGCUGCUGACAAAUCUCUCCUGGAGAAUGCAGAGGCCAAAAAAGAAUAAGCGUUUGGUGAAAUUCUUAAUCACCUCUUACUUGAACCGUGAUGAAAAAAAGUGGGAGGGCCAGCUUGGGCUGAGAAGGGGGGGACAGAAAAGAGAAGACAGAACAAAGCUGCUUUUUAGGACUGAACAAUCUAUUUUCAAAGCACUGGUACCUGUGUGAGUGAGUAUGUAAAUUAAAGUUAUUUAAAUGGUUGGAAUAUGUGGCUCCUUUUCCAUCACUACAUCUUUCCUUCCGGAUCUUCAUCGUGGAAGUUUCAGUUGUUGCGGAAUACGAAGCACCUCCCUUGCACAUGUGUGCGCUAUGGUGGUCUUGGACAGUAUGUGGAAACAGAAGCUCCGUGACAGUAGAAGACUUCUCUUAGGGGAACAACUUUUUGACGCACAACUUUUGGUGCGUUUUUCUAGUUUUAAUACGUUAAGCUUUUUCAAGACCUAACUGCAGCCGCUUUGGGAAAAAACAAACAAAAAAAAACACAAAAAACAAAAACAAAACAAAAAAACUGCUUUGCAUAAAACAGUCACCUGUUUCCUAGUACCUCAAACUUAACCAAGGGAAUUCUCUGCAUUUGUCAGUACUACCUGUCGUCAUUGUGGUUAAAUGUAGAGAGAACUGCUGGGCAAGAUGGUGAAUGGAGAAAAAAAAAAAGAGUUUUAAAGAAAGGAACACAAAUUGUGCUUAAAAUCCCCACGUGGGUUUUAUUUCUUAAAAUACUGUGAUUUUUUUAAUUAUUUUAGUAAAAAACAAAACAAAAAAAAGAAACAGACUUUAAUUAUUAGAUAAAUGUUUGUGAAUUGUCAUCCUUUAUUCCAGGUAAGCUGUUUAUUAGUGUUCAGCUAUAAUUUAGAAUUUGGUAGAUUUCAUGUGACCUAAUUUUAAGGUGACUGUGGAGUUUUGUUUGCCACACGUUUAUCUUCUAUCAAUUUGAGUGUUACAAACACAGCACAAUUCAGUUUUUCAUAUAAAUUGUUUUUUUUGUGUGUGUGUUGUUGUUUUGAUUUGGGGGCAAGGGAGAUUUAGUUUUUUGUGAAUAGGAACGUUUUUAUUUUAAACAUGGAAAUAACAAAGAAGUUAACUUUCUUUUU